UGACGUCACGUUUGCGGAAGCGCAGUCAAAAUAGGCUGCGGCAGGCUGUGCAGCCCCCAUUAAUAGCCUGAAUAAAAGACGAAACUCCAAAGGACGACGCCGCUUUUCUCAGUUCGCCGGGCAAAAGUGUUAUAAACAUCUAGCGACUUCAGAUGCAGGGAGUAACGCUGCUGCUGAUGAUGCAGGUGGUGACUGACUUUCAGGGCAGAGCGGCUGAAGUCCAGCUCAAGUGUUGAGUCCAUCUAGUGAUUUCAUUAUAAACAAUUUAGUAACACCAGACGGAAGGGCGUAAACGGAGUAUAUUAUUACGUGUUCUUUGCUCUUGGAAGGCGCAGAGCUACUGCAGACGUUCCUGGUGGCAUUUAAGUUAUUUUUUAAACCAUGUUAACUGGCUUUAUAACGGACACGUGACGUUUUGAACGAGAAAAGUAGCGUUUGUGGAGUAAAGGUCGAGUCUGGUUCUCGUCUACGGGGCGAUUUAAGAGGACCUGACACACACCAGGCUGAAUUUUCCUGUGGAGAACAGUUAAGUAAAGCGCCCCCCGUUUCGUCAGUCUCCGACAUGUUUUAUAGAUUAGUGUUUUAUACCGCACCAGCGCGCGCCGCACGGAAACGAUAGCGAUAAAGUGGACGAAGUCGUGCCGUUUAAAGUACUGACGUGUCCUUUGGCGCGCGGACAGUGCCGAAGCUGGAGGGGCACGCCUGUCGCCUGUCCGCCGUGGCUCCCAGCAUCUUUAACCGGGAAUCAGCCGACGUCAGCGCCGCGACAAAAUGUCAAGAGCCAGCCGAAGAUCCAAAGCGUUUCACGUUAAUAACGGGAACGCGCUGGCAGGAUGCGACGCGCUGAGAGCGACGCGCGCGCGCGUGCUGCUGCUGUGUCUCUGCGGCGCGCUGUCGCUGGCCAUGAUCCUGGCGCUGUAUCUGUCUGCAGAGCCCAGUAGCACCGUGCAGCAUCAUGCUGCACAUCUCAUCAGGGACAGGAAUGCCCAUAAGCCAAAUAAGUACUCUGUAGCACAAAUAAAGAAGUUUGCAGCACAGGUGGACGGGCAUCGGCUCUGGGAGUCUCACCUACGGCCCCUGCUCAUUGAACGAGUGCCUGGGACUGCGGGCAGCCAGACCAUACGGCAGCAUAUCUCGUCCCAGCUGGGUUCACUGUCGGCAGGAUGGACGCUGGAAGAGAAUUCUUUCGUUUCAUCAACCCCUAAUGGUAAAGUGACCUUCACCAAUGUGCUAGCAGUUCUGGACCCCUCGGCUCCUCGCAGGCUGCUCCUAGCAUGCCACCAUGACUCCAAGAUCUUACCGGCAGACCCUAAAAACCCCAAGCGGGUGUUCGUGGGCGCCAGCGAUUCAGCCAUACCCUGUGCUAUGAUCUUGGAGCUGGCCACGGCUCUGGACACACAGCUUAAAGCCCUAAAACUGCAGAGGUCUGCGGUGACGUUGCAGUUGGUGUUUUUUGAUGGAGAGGAGGCAUUUGAGGAAUGGACAGAAACAGACUCUCUCUACGGUUCUCGUCACCUGGCAGAACUAAUGGCCCGUACUCCCCACCUAUCUGGCUCCACCAAAACCACUCUUCUCCAGGCAGUGGAUCUGUUAGUCUUGCUGGACCUGCUUGGUGGCCCAGAACCUUUGAUUGUUAAUCACUUUGAUAAUACGGCCAGAUGGUUCGAUCGAUUGAUCGCUGCAGAGAAGAGACUCCACAAACAGGGUUUGCUGAUCUCUCACCCAUCAGAACAGAGUUACUUCAGGAAAGAUUUUUAUCUUGGUCCCGUGCAGGAUGAUCACAUUCCAUUUUUAAACAGAGGCGUACCUGUGCUUCACUUGAUCCCCACACCGUUUCCUGUGUUCUGGCACACACUGGAUGAUGCAGAGGAGAGGAUGCACAGGCCCACGGUGGAAAACCUAACUAGAAUCCUGGCCCUCUUCUUGGCUGAGUACCUGAGCCUCUAAACGCGCUAUAAGGAUGAUCAUCCUACAGCAGAUGUUUACAGCAUGUGUUCAGUGCAGUUACAUGCGACUUAGGAGCUGCUACAAAUAAUAGUAAUAACAAUAACAGAGCCAUAGAAUGACCAAAGAGACACACGGCAUUAUGUGUUUAUUUGGAGUUUGAAUGGUACAUGCUGAAUAUAUCCAUAUAUUUUUCUGCUGAAAAGAGCCAUGUGUCAUGAUAGGACAGACACUCAUGUUACGGCAGCUGUACGAAGCCUAAUUUCAUCCUUUAAGAGACUGUUACAAUGAGUUUGCGAUUUCGUAUCAUUCAUUUGAUAUGACUUUAAAGUGGAACUCGGAGUGAAGUUCAUUUAAUAGUUGUUUUCAUUAAUCAUCAUUUGCACGGUAUUUGCUGAUGAACCGCAUUUUAAAUGUUCAUUCAAGCUGUGUUGGGGAUAAACAGCGGAGGUGCACUUUUCAAGUAGGUCUGUAUGCAAGACGGCGAGAGACACUUGUUUUAAGAAUCUGUGAGAAGCAUUUAAUUUGACCUGAGAGAGAUGGAUCUUAUUUUUUACAUUCCUUAGUCAUUCUGAGCCUAAAGAUCAUGUCAGGGGUUUAAUCGAUAUUCAUAAUAAACCUAAGGAAACACUGGA
Molecule: messenger RNA, 2579 nt
Organism: Puntigrus tetrazona (Sumatra barb)
Lineage: Eukaryota; Metazoa; Chordata; Actinopteri; Cypriniformes; Cyprinidae
Gene: qpctla
Product: glutaminyl-peptide cyclotransferase-like a
Exons: 7
Coding region: 772-1947 (391 amino acids)
Molecular function (GO): glutaminyl-peptide cyclotransferase activity; zinc ion binding
Source: RefSeq, a predicted model, not a curated record